This is a messenger RNA of Amaranthus tricolor (Joseph's coat), 525 nucleotides long. RefSeq names its product amino acid transporter AVT6E-like. Lineage: Eukaryota; Viridiplantae; Streptophyta; Magnoliopsida; Caryophyllales; Amaranthaceae. Gene Ontology annotation, molecular function: amino acid transmembrane transporter activity. The coding region runs from base 1 to 525 and encodes 174 amino acids. The transcript has 4 exons. Gene Ontology annotation, biological process: amino acid transmembrane transport. The record is from RefSeq and is a predicted model, not a curated record.
AUGGCAAUUGUGAAUUUGCUUGUGGUGAUCCCAGUCAUGACUAAUGCAUAUGUAUGCCAUUUUAAUGUGCAACCUAUUUACAAUGAACUUGAUGGACGUUCUCCUCAAAAGAUGAAUCGCGUAGCAAGAAUCACAAUAGUUGUCACUGUGAACAUUAAAUCUAAUGUUAUUACCAAUUUUGAUACAGAUCUAGAAAUUGCUUAUAGUGAUAUCCUGAAUUACAUAGUUCGAAUAGGAUACAUUCUUCAUCUAAUUCUUGUUUUUGUAGUUAACCAUUUCUCAUUGUGCAAAAUUGUUAAUACCUUGAUAUUAGCGGAUUCAGCUCCUUCACAAUUGCACCAUCGCGAGCACAAGAUUAACACAUUAAAAAAAGCUUUCCUUGCUUUAUUAUCGAUUUUACUUUGUCCAAUAUGGCUCAUUGUACAUACACUUCAAUCGUCUAUAUGGAAAUUAGAUGGCUCAAUUGCAUAUAGCAAUUUACAUACUGCUGCAUACAGCAAUGUACAUAUUGCUUGGUUCAUUUGA